GUGGAGCUGUCAUGGCGGCGCUGUGUCGGACCCGUGCCGUGACCGCUGAGAGACAUUUUCUGCGACUGUUUCUCUUCUCUCGGCCCUGUCGAGGUGCAGGCAAUGACAGUGGCUCCGGAAGCGAGAGUUCUGACUCCACGGAGCCUAGGCCGCGCCCAGGCGGCUUCGCGAGCGCUUUGGAGCGGCACUCGGAGCUGCAACGGAAGGCGGAGCUCGGGCGGAUGAGAGGCUCUCCGAAAAAUGUGGAAUCCUUCGCAUCUAUGCUGAGACAUUCUCCUCUUACACAGAUGGGACCUGCCAAGGAUAAACUAGUCAUUGGACGAAUCUUUCAUAUUGUGGAGAAUGAUCUUUAUAUAGAUUUUGGCGGCAAGUUUCAUUGUGUAUGUAAAAGACCAGAAGUGGAUGGAGAGUGGCGCAGUGGUAAAGAAUUCGCCUGCCAAUGCAGGGGACACAGGUUCGAGCCCUUCCCUGGGAAGAUUCCACAUGCCACGGAGCAACUAAGCCCUUGCGCCACAACUAUUGAGCCUGUGCUCUAGAGCCCGUGAACCACAACUACUGACCCCAUGUGCUGCAACUACUGAAGCCCAUGCGCCUAGGGCCCGUGCUCCACAAGAGAAGCCACUACAGUGAGGAGCCUGCACACCACAACGAAGAGUAGCCCCUGCUCGCAACAACUAGAGAAAGCCAGUGUGCAGCAAUGAAGACCCAACACAGCCAAUAAAUAAAUUAAAAAAAAAAAAAGAUCCUUUCCUUUCUAUAUCUGAUAAUCCUAAUAACCAGUUUUUUAAAAACCUGUGUUGGCACUUUAUAUACAUUGUCUGAUUUAUUCUGCACAAGAAGCAUAGAAAGUAAAAGAUAUUAUCCCUAUUUUCUAAAUGAAGAAAAUGAGUCUUUGAGCAUAAAUAAGGUGCUGUAGCACCUUUUUGAAUUAUAAUUAAUUACAAUUAUUACAAUUGUAAUUAACAAGGCAGGGAUUCAAACUUAGGGCUGUGUAUAUCCAUCACCCGGGAAUUUUCUUUCACUGUUCUGUGCUGCUCUCUAAAUCCUGCAACAUAACAGCUACUAAAGUGUCAUAAAAACCUCCUAAAGUAGUCUCACAUGUGAACCAGGUUUAUACCAGGACCCUGAAAGCAGUAUGGUAGUGAAGCUCUAUAGAGGUCUGUUAAAGACUGGUAGGUAUCCUGUUUUAAUAUCCUGGGUUAUGGUGUCCAUAGUAUAGUGUGUUUAAAUAGUAUUACCGCCAAUAAGCUGAUGACCAGUGGGUCCAGGCUUUAUUUCAGAACAGAUGUGAAUCAUAAUUGUGGUGAGAGCUGUAGUCACAGGAACCAAUUAAUGUCUAAUGGUGAUUAGUAGCUUAGAGUCAGAAUGCCUCUUGUUAUUUGGGAAUGAUAUAUUUCAAAAAAAAGUUUAUUUUGCAAAUAGUAGAAAGUUGACUAUACAUAUAACACUUAACUUUUAAUUGAUUCACUUUAUAAAAUAUGCCAUUUAUUUUCUUGAACCUUGUUAGACCUAAAGUUGUUUAACCUGUUUUUUGUCUUUGUUUUGAUGACCCAGGGUCAUAAUUAUAAACAUUAAUUCCUGUAUUGUAUCACAACUCAAAUAUAUAGAAUUAUUGUUUCCCAGCCACAUAAUCCUCCAGUUCUGUAAUUUUAAUGUUUCACCUUUGGGUGUCAUCUUUUUCUGCUGUCAUAUCUGUGUCCGCAUUUUUAACUUUCUUAGACUUCUUAAUUUUCUUCUUAUAUUCUGAUGCCUGGGCAAUUGGUCACCAAAACUGUUGUGCUUAAAAUAAGAACAAGUAGAGUUUGAGUAAGGACCUCACAGCCUCUUAUGUAAGUAAAGUGUAUGUACUUUAGUACAUGAACUUCAACAUGUAUUUUGACUGCUCCUAAACUCCCCUGCUUAAUUCUCAUUGGGUUCUGUGGAGACUUGAUGUCAUCAGAUAACUGACUUCCUGAUAAGUGAAAUGUAACUAGGUCGGGGUCUUGCCUGUAUUGACUGUCUGUUCACUGAUGCCCUUGGUAGGGAGUGUCAUAUAUCAGAAAAGUGUUUGUUGAACCAAUCCAAGGUGCUGAGUGUCCUAGACAAGAGCAGUUGUGGUUCAGACUUUAACAUCUCUAGUAGGAACAGUAGUGAAAAUAAGAUGGGAUUAUUGGAUGUAAAAUACUAUUUGAGAUGGUGCCAAUUCUGGCAGUGAAUUUGUAACUAAAUGAGUAAAUUUCUUAAGAACAUUGUUAAGCGCAGAGUAUUGCUUUACAGCAUUGAUUACUUUGAUUGGCUUGGAAUAUACCUAUAAUAUAUUUUUUAAAUUAGUUAAUUUAUUUAUUGGCUGUGUUGGGUGUUCAUUGCUGUGCACAGGCUUUCUCUAGUUGUGGCGAGCGGGAGGAACUCUUUGUUGUGGUGCAUGGGCUUUUCAUUGCAGUGGCUUCUCUUGUUGCAGAGCAUGGGCUCCAGGCGCGCAGGCUUCAGUAGUUGUGGCUCACAGGCUUAGUUGCUCCGCAGCAUGUGGGAUCUUCCCGGACCAGGGAUGGAACCCGUGACCCCUGCAUUGGCAGGCAGAUUCUUAACCACUGCGCCACCAGGGAAAUCCCUGUUAUAUAUUUAAUCAGUCUUAAGAACUAAGCUGCUGAUUUUAUUAAUUGUAUUUUUAAAUAAACUGGGCCAUGGUACAAUUUUUCACUGAGUUAGCAGACAGUUAAUAAGCGGCUGUUGUGUGCCAUCUCUGUGAUUUAUGCUAGCGAUAUACAGAUGAAAGGCUAUCCCUGCUUCCAAGGAGUUAGUGAUUCAGUUGGGGGACAGAGAAGUAAACCAAUAUACAUAGUACCCUAUGAGUUCUAUUUACUGUAUCCUACAGGAGGAGAGAAGAGGGGAUUGGUGACAGAGUCAGCUUGUGUCAGAGACAGUUUCCCAGAGGAACUAACAGUUGAACUGAGUUGUAAAGGAUGGUUAGGAGAUACGAAGUGUAAGAAAUGGGAGGGAGCUGUACUUGCUAGAGAUUUCAGUGAGAGAGAGCCAGGCUCUUCUGGGAACUCAAGUGGCUUGGUUAGCUUAAGUUUAGGAGAAGUGGCGGCGGGGUGGGGGGGAGAGUAUGGAGAACCAUUUAUAUACCAUUCUAAAACAUUGGGGCUUUACUCUGAAAGUGGUAAAGACACAUUCAAAUAUUCUAACAGGUAACAUGGACCACACUUCUAUUUCAGUGAGAUCAUUCUGGUUGUGGUGUGGUGUGGAGUAUGUAUUAGAAGAAGGAAACGGGAGUUAGAGAGACCGGUAAGGAAGCUUCUGGAAAGAAAUGAUAAGAAUGUGAAUUAAGUCUAGGGGUCAGGAAAGGAGACUUUUAUUAAUAAUUUAGGAGCUAGAAGAAACAAGUCUUGGUGACAGGAAUUGUGACUUGUGAGUCAGAGGGAAAAGUUUCUGACGGUGUUGGAUUUCAGACAUGAAUGACUAGAUAGAUAGUAAAUUGAGUUGCAUUGGGGAGGUGGAGAAGGGAAAUGUAUUAUAUUGAUACUUUUGCCUGCUUCAAAAAUAAAAAUUAAAAUGCCCAGAUUUAGAUUAGUUUGAUUCUCACGUUCUCACUCAUGGCUAUAAUAAUUCUGAUUAGUAUCAGUUAAGGAAGAUUCCUCUUUUUUACUGAAAUUUAAAAUUCCUAGGGUUAAACCAUGCUUAUCUUUUUUAAAGAGCCUUAUCUCUAAAUCCUUUUAUUUCAUUAAAUUAUAUUUUAAUUUUGAUUUUUUUAAAGAAUUGUAUACCUUUCUGUAAAAUCCUAAAGUUCAGUUUUACAAGUAAAGUCCAUUGAUUUAUUUAUGUUUCGUGAAGAUUUCAUCUCUUAAAGCAUUAUUUCUACACUCAUAU
Molecule: messenger RNA, 3846 nt
Organism: Hippopotamus amphibius kiboko
Lineage: Eukaryota; Metazoa; Chordata; Mammalia; Artiodactyla; Hippopotamidae
Gene: MRPS28
Product: mitochondrial ribosomal protein S28
Exons: 3
Coding region: 12-536 (174 amino acids)
Cellular component (GO): mitochondrial small ribosomal subunit
Source: RefSeq, a predicted model, not a curated record